Messenger RNA from Oncorhynchus mykiss (rainbow trout), 6291 nucleotides. NCBI's taxonomy places the organism in Eukaryota, Metazoa, Chordata, Actinopteri, Salmoniformes, Salmonidae. The record is from RefSeq and is a predicted model, not a curated record.
GUGCGCGCGUGUGUAGAACGCAGCCAUUUACAAGUAUUUCUAACUCCAUCGAAUAGCCUACUGUGUCUGAUAUAGACGUCAUCAAAGAAGGCCUUUUAACAGGUGUCCAAACACUGGUUAAUCCCAUCCACAUGACAUGACCCUCGGGUCUGGGAAACAUGACUAAACAGUCGGGAAUUAGCCUUGACGCAGGCAUACACGCGUGCACAAACGGAUCCAACGGACACGCAGUCAAGUGUUGACCGGAAAAAUUGUGUGCCGGAGUAUUUGUGCAAGUUGCUGGGACAGCUACCCUUAGUGUCAUUUAAUCUCUCUCUGUGUGUGUGUGUGACAGUUUCGCACAAGAUCGUCACGACAAGAGAGAGAGAGAAAAUAUAUAUUUACAUGGAAAACUCUGGAGAGUUGCCAUCUCUAUAACGUGGUAUUGUAUAUGACUGCAGUAUUUGACAGGAUAUUGAACUGUGUGAUCAAAGAACUUUCAGUGCACACUGGAACUGCAUUUAGAGCGUUGGAACUGGAUUUAGAGUUUUGGAACUGGAUUUAGAAUUUUGGAACUGGAUUUAGAGCUUUGGAACUGGAUUUAGAAUUUUGGAACUGGAUUUAGAGCUUUGGAACUGGAUUUAGAAUUUUGGAACUGGAAUUAGAGCUUUGGAACUGGAUUUAGAACUUUGGAACUGGAUUUAUAACUUUGGAACUGGAUUUAGAGCUUUGGAACUGAAUUUAGAACUUUGGAACUGGAUUUAGAGUUUUGGUCCUGGAUUUAGAACUUUGGAACUGGAUUUAGAACUUUGGAACUGGAACUUUGGAACUGGAUUUAGAACUUUGGAACUGGAUUUAGAACUUUGGAACUGGAUUUAGAGCUUUGGAACUGGAUUUAGAACUUUGGAACUGGAUUUUGAAUUUUGGAACGCUCGAUUUUUUUAUCUCCAUAAUCCCGAUCAAAUUCAACCCGUGGAUUUAUUUUGCGGAGAGAGAGCUUCGGUCUCACUCAGAUUUCCUUGCUGUCGAAGUUUCUAUUGGACAUUCUUAUCGGAUAUAAUAAUCUUGGAUUCAAACCAUUCUUGUUGUAACUCAUGAUAAGGGUUAAAAUAAUGAUUUAACUUUAACACCCCAUAGGCCUAGGUUAUUUAGGGACAAUUCCAUUUUCUUUUUUUGGAUAAAAACUUGUUGGCAGCCGUUGGAAUUGUAACCCUUUCUGGAGUUUUAAUGUAACGGUUGAGUUGUUUUAUAAUGUUAUCGAAUAUUUCACCAUAUCCCCUUGGUUAGUUUCUCAACCCGAACCCAAUCAUUAGCCUCACAUCUCUGAAUAACGGUUCUGUUAAUAGCUCAAUCUGAUCGCCGAACACUUGCGCACGGUGGUGCAUGUGAGUGCUGGCAGUUGACAUCGUUAACCAACCGGGUCUCGGUUUGUGUAGCCGACAUCUGUUUUGUGGAUCUUCUCCCGGUUCUCUCGCUCCCACCGGGGUGAGAGUUUCUCUUAACCCCAUGAUGUUGCUCCUUUCCCCGGUUCUCCUCCUUCUGUUCCGCGUGGUCUUAUUCGAGGCUUCGCAGGGAAUCAUCCAGGACAGCGGCUACUAUCACCACAAUGACCCGGAAUUCGGACUCACAUUUGCCGGCCAAAGAACGGUGUUCGACUCGACAGACCCAUGCCUGGUGGUGUCACCUCCCUGUAUGAACGAGGCCGACCGAUACAGUCUGGAGGGACUGAGGAACAUCCACAGAGAGAUGGAUGACGACCAGGAUGGAGGGAUAGAGGUGGAGGAGAGCGUGGAGUUCAUCAUCGAAGACAUGAAACAGCAGCCGACCAACAAACACAGCCGUCUUCACAGAGAGGACCAGCACAUCACCAUAGAGGAACUGUGGAGGGGCUGGAAGUUCUCAGAAGUCCAUAACUGGACUCAGGAUGAGGUGUUGAGGUGGCUCAGGGAGUUUGUAGAGCUGCCCCAGUACGAGAAGAACUUUAAAGACUUCAGAGUCAACGGCAACACCCUCCCCAGGAUAGCAGCCAAUGAGCCGUCGUUCCUGAGUGGCCAGCUGAAGAUCGUGGACCAGAGAGACAAACAGAAACUCAACAUCAAGGCUCUGGACGCGGUGCUGUUUGGUGCUCCUAUACGCCCACCCCAUAACUACAUGAAGGACUUGUUGCUGAUAGUUUCUGUGAUGAUGGGUGUAGGAGGCUGCUGGUUCUCUCAGGUCCAGAACAAAGCUUCCAAAGUCCACAUCUCCAAGAUGAUGAAGGACCUGGAGAGUCUACAGAGUGCUGAGCUCAGCCUCAGAGAACUACAGGAACAGCUGGAGCAGGCCCAGGAGGAGAAGCGUAGCGUGGCAGAGGAGAAACAGAACCUGGAGGAGAAGAUGAGGGAUGAGAUCAUGGGAGCCCAGGAGGAGGCGCACAGACUCCAUCGGCUCAGAGCUGGAGCCGUCAGUCAACUGAGUAGACUGAGAUACGCAGAGGAGGAGCUGGAGCAGGUUCGGGGAGCAUUAAAGAAGGCAGAGAAGGACAUGAUGGCGUACUGGUCUGUCCCGGAGGCCCUACAGCUCUGGCUACAGCUGACCCACGAGGUGGAGGUGCAGUACUACAACAUCAAGAAGCACAGCGCUGAGCUGCAGCUCAACACAGCCAAGGAAGAGGCAGAAAAGAUCAAGAAGAAGAGGAGUUCCCUCAUGGGGACAUUCCACGUGGCUCACAGCUCCUCACUGGACGAUGUUGACACCAAGAUCCUGGAGGCCAAGAACGCCCUAUCAGAAGUCACGGCCUGCCUACGGGAGCGUCUCCACCGCUGGCAACAGAUAGAGCGUCUGUGUGGUUUCCCUCUCCUCAGGAACUCUGGCCUGGCCAGCCUGACAGCCACACUGUAUUCAGACUCUAACUGGGUGGCGAUGCCCAGGGUGUCUGUACCCGCCUUCCCUUCCUGUCAUGAAACAAUACAAGGCUCUCUGGAGGAUCUGAUGGAAGACCCCUCAGCAUCCAUCUUAGUUCCACCAAUGAAGCGCUCCCCUCGCUCUCGUGGCUCUACCUCCACCGUGUGUCGUCAACGGCGUUCUGGACACGCCUCCCCUUCCUCUUCCUCAUCCUCCUACUCUGACCCCGAUAUCCUGAUCCCUAUCCACACCACGCUCCCCUGCUUCGAGGAAGAGGAGCAGAUCUUCAUCAACGCCCAGUGGAGGGGAGAUUCUCAGGUAAUUUAUUCUGACAGGACCCCUCCUGUCAGCAGAAGGUCAUCAGAACCUUCCGGAACGGAAUCCCCCGUUUGUAAGAUAUCUAGAGAAGAACUGGAAGCUUCCUUGGAUGAAGCCACAUUGAAGACAUCAUCUAAAGACGAGCCGGACUAUUCUUCUGUGGACAACAGUGCUCCAAGGAAAAUGCAAAGAGUCAAAAGUGAGACUUCCAUGGACCCCCCCGCCGACGCAGCAGCCACAAAGGUCUUGGGUCGUUCGAUAGACAACGUCUCAAGGAAGUCAUUCAGAGACGAGUGUCACGAGGUUCCGUUGGAGACUCACGUCUCAAAGAAGAGGUCUCUUCUAUCUAGAGACGUGAUCGGUGUGUCUCUGGACACCGGCUCCAGGCAGAUGAUGAGAGAGAGCUGGGGAGAAGCCUCAUUCAACAACUCCAUGAGAGGAAGACCCAGAGAAGAAAUGGUGGCGGCCGUUGGAACCCCAACGAGAAGGAUAUCCCGAGAGGAGGUGGACUUCUUAGCCGACGGCGCUCAGAGGAGGAUGGCGAUGGCCAGAGACAAACUGACCCUUCAUCUGGACAGCAACUCUUCUCACAAGAUGCUCAGUAAGAAGAUGGAGUUCCCAGUGGAACCACCAUCUGCCGCCACGAGGAAGAUAUCGAUAGACGAACACCAUGAGAUGUGCUCUCACACUAGCAGACGAACAAACAGCGAUAAGGUUGACAGAUCCAUAGACACUCCCACUGGGAAGAUCUACCCGGACAGGGUCGACAGUACCCCAGAAAUCCCCAAACGGAGGAUAUCCAGGGAGGAGUAUACGGUGUCGUCCCAGGUGGUUCACGAUCCCCAGGUUUUGGAUUGGGGUCAGUUCGGACAACCUGACCUCACCUUGUCCACACCAUGGAAACAAACCCAGACACCUGACCCUUAUACCUCCGACCACCUGACCGAACUGGUGUAUGACGGUAUUCUGGAGAAGUCCUGUAUCACCCCAGCAACGACCCCUGACCUGCCCCAGAGGAUCACGGAAGGAAGAGAGCGAGAAGGGAAUCCUCCUGUGCCGCCCCCGAGGAGCAGCCGGUCCCUAAACACGUUGCCCCCGGAGAUGAGAGGCGAGAGGCACCAAAAGGACAAAGACAAAAGCACGAAGUCGUCCAAACUCAAGAGCCUUUUUAAGAAGAGGAAAGAUCAUACCCCAGAACUGCCACAAGGGGGCCUGAACAAUCUCUGACCGGUAACUGGAAUUUAAACACUUUAAUGUAAAUUCUUUAACCAGGAAGUUUCUUGAGGCUAUGAAACUCUGGAUAAGACCUCAGCCAGGAAAAGCUGAGAGGAAACAUGAACAUUAGUCUUAUAGAUUUGAUUUUUCAAAAAAAACGACACGGACUGUUUGGCUGGGAUUACAUGUUUGAAAGAAAAAAACAUGAGCAAUAGGAUUGCUAAUUUUUUUUCAAAGCCAACAAAGACUGAUUUUUGAAACCCAGAAAAAUAGUGUUCUGGCCGAUAACGCGCAGAUUGCCGGACAACAUGUUAUUUUGGCAGUCAACGGGCAGGUACCAAACUCUUGAGUUGACAUAGCAGUCUCUAAAACGGAUUAAUCUCGUACUAGACUGAAUACUCUGAAAACAGGAACACAGUCGAUGCUAUAGUUUCGGUACUAUUUUGGUACUACAAAGCAGAAUCAAUUAACCAGCUAUCUUUUAAUCAACCGUAGUUAACCAUCUAACUUUGAUAAAUAACCAGAAAUAACUAUUAAUUUUCUGGUUCAUUUAAGAAAAGCUAAACUUAGAUACGUGUGUCUUUGGUUGUUUAGUCAAUUAGACAAUGCCCAUUUCAAGCUUAAAGCUAUUUUCAUAACGUUUAGGCAAGUUAGCUGGCUAACUCAUUGAUCCUGCUUUUAUAGUAUUGUCCUCAGAGGGACAAAGAGGAUGAAGUGUGUAAGAUAACCCAUGGUGCCCAAAUGUUGUCUCUGCAAGGAAGUCUUAAUAAGUAGACCAAUGAUGGGUGUCCCGUUUUCAGCUUCGUUUGGAAGCAGUGUGAUCCCAUACCAUGUUUGAUCGCCUCCUAUGUUCAGCGUUGGGUGUUUAAGAGCUGAGAUAUUUAUUUCUUGACUAGGGAGCAUUUCUUUGGAGCUCUUCUCCUGUACGAUAGAAGCAACUGUAGUUUAUUUGGAUUGGGGGAGUGCUGUUCAGUGGUUCCUUGACUUUUUUCCUCAGUGCAGUCACAGUGCUGUUCAAUGGUUCCUACACCUUGUUCUCAGUGCAGUCACAGAGCUUUGCUUGGGGGGAGAUUUCUAGUAUGUGCACGGUUGCAACAUUUAGGUUUCCCAGGUUUUCCUUGAAUCCUGGUAAGAAGAUUCCCAGAAUCAAGAGGGAAAAUCUGGAAAUUAGUUGAAAAGUGUGUUUACAUUUUUUUUUCACUAGGCAAGUCAGUUAAGAACAAAUUAUUAUUUACAAUGACGGCCUAGGAACAGUGGAUUAACUGCCUUGUUCAGGGGCAGAACGACAGGUUGUUUACCUUGUCAGCUCGGGGAUUUGAUCUAGCAACCUUUCGGUUAGUGUCCCAACACUCUAACCACCAGACCUGUUGCUUUUGGUUUCUUUUGUAACUGAGCUUUUUUUAAACAAAAUGUAUCUAAUUUAAAUUAGCUUGUUUUUUGAGAAUUGUUCUGUUCUUCGUCUUUGUGGAAGUCCAGUUUUUCUUUUCAAGGUGAUUGGUUUACUGGGUUUGAAGGGGGGAUACUUUGGGGGGAUAGUUUCUCAAAACCUUUAUGUAAAAAUGUUUUUUCAUGACAUCUUUUACUUGUUUGGUAAUUAAAUAAAAUGUAUUUUAUUGACUGUUUUACAGUCUUGGGUGUCUAGGAUAGAGUCAACUAUAUCUAAAGAAAGUCUUGGGUGUCUAGGAUAGAGUCAACUAUAUCUAAAGAAAGUCUUGGGUGUCUAGGAUAGAGUCAACUAUAGCUAAAGAAAGUCUUGGGUGUCUAGGAUAGAGUCAACUAUAUCUAAAGAAAGUCUUGGGUGUCUAGGAUAGAGUCAACUAUAUCUAAAGAAAGUCUUGGGUGUCUAGGAUAGAGUCAACUAUAUCUAAAGAAAGUCUUGACCAAGUCAAGGUCCCA